Molecule: messenger RNA, 5613 nt
Organism: Lates calcarifer (barramundi perch)
Lineage: Eukaryota; Metazoa; Chordata; Actinopteri; Centropomidae
Exons: 12
Coding region: 121-2970 (949 amino acids)
Molecular function (GO): metal ion binding; NAD+ poly-ADP-ribosyltransferase activity
Source: RefSeq, a predicted model, not a curated record
UCUAAUCAUCAGAAAUGAUACCGAGCUUUCCGUCUUCCUUUCUCUCCCAAGUCCACUGGUCACUUAUCAGCUGCUGUCUUCCAUGCGGUGAAGGGAAACACAGGAAGAGCGUUAAAAAUAAUGGAAUCAGAAAUAUUGAAGUUUAUUUGCGCCAGUGAAGGAGCAGUUAACACCGUCGAUUUGGUGUCUAAUCUAGAUUCCGCGACCGUGUCGGAGAUCAUUUGUAACCGAGAGAAAUUCGUUGUGUGUUGUCCGAAGGGGCAGCCCAAGGUAGUGGCCUGGACCAAACUGAGACUGUGCAGAGCUAAAGACUGUCAGGGAACAUGCAGGGGUCUACACCUGUGUAAAAACUUCCUCUUCAGCGGAUCUUGUCACUUCACUCGGUUGAGGAGAGGAUGCAACUUCUCCCAUGAGCUGAACUCUGACCACAAUGAAAGGGUACUGAGAGAACAUGAACUGGAGAGUCUGAGCAGGGCAGAGCUGUGCACUCUGCUGCUGCAGAGCGACAACACACUACUGCCUCCUAUAUGUUAUGAUUACAACAAUGGUGAUGGUGUGUUUGGCCGGUGUACGGAAGGAGAUGGUUGCAAGAGACUGCACAUCUGCGAGAGGUACCUGAACGGUGAUUGCAGCUGUCCCAGGACUCAUCAUUUUAAUGCUCCACAGCCAUUGAAAAGCCUGCAGGAUAAAGGCGUGCCUGACAGUCUCUUUCGCUCCUUGAAAUCUAUUUACACAAAUAAAGAGGCUUUAAGGCUCAACAGGGGUGAUAGAGGCAACAAGGGCAGCCGUCAACCACCACAUCUAAGCUCUUCUACCAGUGGUGUCUUUGCUGCUGCCAAUUUUACUGAUGCAAGCAGUAGCGAUGGUCUGAAUUUUACACAAACACCAUUGUACAGAGGGAGAGGUGGUUGCAACAGGGGAAACAGGGGAAACAGGGGCAACAGGGGCAACAGGGGCAACAGGGGAAACAGGGGCAACAGGGGAAACCUGGGCAACCUUCAACCAAGUCAGCGAACCUGUUCCACUAGUGACAUCCUUGUUGACAUUGAGGGCUUAGAUCUGUACACCGAAGACGGACUAAGCCAAGACAACAGUCAAAAUCAAGACCUAAACUCUUCCACCAGUGACAUCUCUGCUGCUGCCAAUGACACUGAUGCGAGCAGCGAUGAUGGGCAGAACAGAAAACAAAGGCAGAAGCUGAAUAAAACCUCAGCAGCCAUCAGAGGAAGAGGUGGUAGCCGGGGCAACAGGGGCAACAGGAGCAACCCUCAACAGCUCCACAAGACCCGUUCCACUAGUGACUUAACUUAUUUUGCAUACGACAAAAACACAGACAACGAAAAUGGACCGAACAAAAGACAAAGGCCCGUUAGAGAUAAAACUGAGAUAUGCAUGUACUUCAUCAAAGGACACUGUAAACACGAAGAUAAGUGUUAUAAAGCUCAUGACAAGAUGCCGUACAGGUGGGAGGUCAAAGAGGGUGAUCAGUGGACCCCCCUCCCUGAGAAUGAGGCGAUUGAGAAGGACUACUGUGACCCCAAAAACACAUACAGCGGCAGUACCCCACCUGUGCAUUUUGAUACAAUGACCUGUGGACAGAACAAAGUACGGCGACUCUCUACCACUAACUCUCUGCUCGAGCCAACCUUCAUCCACACCACCGAAUGGCUUUGGUACUGGGAGGAUGAGUUUGGAAAGUGGAACAUGUAUGCUUCAGCUAGUGGUGGACACAAAACAGCAGACAUGGACAGCACUAAACUGGAGCAGAAGUUUCUGGAGAAUGACAAAGAUGUGGUGGAGUUCACAGCUGGUUCACAGUCGUACUCACUCAGUUUCCAGGACAUGAUACAAACAAACAAGCAUUAUGGCACUAAAAGACUUGUGAAAAGACGGCCACAGUUUGUCUCUGCAGCGGAUGUCCUGGCAAAGAGAGUGAGAAGGCCUCUGGGUCAACCAAAUUUUUGCACUAUACCAGACCACUGGGAUAAGACACAGAUUCCUGCUACAGGAUACAAGCGUGUCUCCCUCCAGCGCUCUUCAGAUGAAUUUAAGGAGAUCGAAGCUCUUUUCUAUAAAACCAUGAGAGGCUUUGACAUUAUCAAAAUCGAGAGGAUUCAGAACAAAGCUCUCUGGGAAGUCUUUCAGUGGCAGAAGAAUCAGAUGAAGACCAACAAUUUUGGGUGCAAUGUGACAGAAAAAAAGCUUUUCCACGGCACCGACUCUAAACACGUAGACGCCAUCUGCCUCACCAACUUUGACUGGAGAAUCUGUGGAACUCAUGGAACCGCUUUUGGCAAAGGUAGUUACUUUGCCCGGGAUGCCAAAUACUCCCACAGCUACACUGGUGAUUCUGAUAUCAGAUCCAUGUUUGUCUCACGGGUGCUGGUGGGAAACUUCACGAGAGGGUCCUCCAGCUACUGCCGUCCUCCUUCCAAGGACGGUGGGGAUGUAAACUUCUAUGACAGCUGCGUAGAUGAUGUUAUAAACCCAACUAUUUUUGUUGUAUUUGAGAAGCAUCAGAUCUACCCUGAGUACCUGCUGCAGUACAAGACUUUGAACCCGUUCGGUGAUUAUGUCAGUGCUACAACAGUACCUGCACCGAGACCAGCUACCACACCCAGCAGAGUAACUGCCCAACCUAUCACAUCAGUUCAUCAACGCACCACAGUCUCACACCAACCCAGCCUAUCAGCUUAUCAAAGCAGCACAGCUUCAUACCGACCCAGCACAUCAGUCCAACCCAGUACGUCCUCAUACCUGUCUAGCACACCCGUUAAAUCCAGUGUACCCUCAUACCAACCCAGCACAUCAGUUAAACCAAGUAUGUCUUCAUACCAACCCAGCACACCAGUUACACGCAGCACAUCCUCAUACCAAUCCAGUGCAGGCACUCACUGGAACCAUUAUUCUCCACCCUCCUCACCAACCCCAAAACAAACAAAACAAUCUGAUUCCUGUGUCAUUGCUUAGGUGCUUUGAAUAAUUGGGUGAAUAGAUUAAAUAUAGCAAUAUGCAUUUAAGUGUAUUAAAAGUGUUUAUUUAUGUGGAAGACCAAACAACACAAAAAUUAUUGAUCAUACAGAUAAGAAGUUUAGAGGAAAAAACUCUUAAAUAUUUUUCCUGAAAAUCAGCUAAAUAAACUGUCUUUCCACUGCUGUUAUGGAAAUAUCAGAAGGUGGUUCAUUGAGGAAAACUGCUGGUGGCACUAAUUCUUCAAUUAGGUGCCAUUAAACUAUUGCAAAAGAAGAAGACACAAUCAGAUGGUGUAGUUCAAAAAGCACCAGUGAAACUUCACGCUUAAAGGAAAACCACUUUGAAAACAUGUUGUCACACUUCUGUUUGUUAUGGAUUUGAUUUGAAGAGGGUUAGACUCUCCUCAUGGCUCCACACAGUUCUGAUGUUUUCAUCUGCCACUGUUUUUUGUUGCCUGGAUGUUUUAGUCACAGGCUUUGUGUACAUCAUGAUUUAUCCACAUCUCUUUCAAUUGCACUAUUUUCUUUUUAUCAUUACAACUUUUCCAUCUCAGUCAUGUGUAAAAAUGUUUUUGCAUUUCCACACACAUACAUGUGUUACAUAUUGAUUUAAAACAGUGUCAGUGUCAUAAAAACUGGCAGUUGAUGAAAUGUAUCACCAAGAUGAGUGGAAUUUUAUACAUCAGAAUCCCACUGAAAUACUCAAGUUAAAUCAGAUUAAGUGAUUAUUGCGUGAAGCAAUGCUGCUGUUUAGUGCCCCAACCAGUAGGGGUGACAAAAUCCCUUUUGGACAUUCAAAAACAAGCGGUCAAAUUAAUGGCUUCAUUGAUUGACUUUUGUUUCACUUACUGUCUAGGGUGUACAGAUACAGAUUAUUUAAAUCACCACUUACAGAUUUUGUGUUGAGAGUUUCGGGUUUGUCGUUUUGCCUGACAUUAUGAUUCCACUACAACUGAAAAUCAUGCCUUUGUCCAGAUUGUUAUACUGUUCACACUAUUGAUUUUGUGCAUUGAAAAUAAAUGUAAUAUUCAUGUUAACUGCAGAGUUUUAUUUUCAGGUUUACUUUACAUGACAGCGUUGUGUACUGUUAGCUAUAGCUGGAUUUCUUUCUCUCUGACUUUCUCUGUCUGACUCAUAAGUGAAUUGAAAAUGCCACCAGCGGUUGUGUUGGGCCUCUUAGUGAAAUGAGGCAAGUCAUGAAAAAUGAUCAAUAUGGCUGCCAGUGCUUCCUGUGACAUUAGACAUUAAGCCUGCAAAUCACCCCCCUCCCCUCAACACACACACAAACACACAUACGUACACUAGCAACCACCUCCUGUUGUGUUUCCUGAGGAGCUGCAGUGUGAAUGUGAAUAUGUUUGCAUGUUAAGAUGGGAUUUCACUGUAUUUAUGCACCUUGAUUUCUUCCACUGGUGAUGACUAGACUCUGUCAUUUAUACCAUUGUAUAUUAUGCAUUAAUUUGUUCUAAACCUGCAGCAUUUCUCUAUUCCAUGUUAAACUGCUGUUUUUUACUAUGUAUGGGCACAGUUAAAAGAUCAUCACACCUCAGUCCAGACAUUUAAAUAAUCCUAAUGUAAAAAAUCACUGAAAGAAACUGGUUUGCCUUGAACCAAUUAAAUUUUGAGAGUGCUGGUCUUUUUUUUUUUUUUUAAUUAACAGUGGAUCAAACUCUAAAUGUACUCUGGCAGGUGUAGUGACAAACCAACAGAAAAUUAUCACAUCCUGUUCUCAAUUUAUAGAAUCCUCUGUCAUUUCAAAGUAAAGUGGUGUUUUAAUUUAGAUUUUUGAACAAUUUGCACUACAUUUAAUGUGAGAGGAUUCACAGGCACAGUUCGAUACCAGUCUAUUUUCCUUAGGAUCCUCUGAUGUAUUGUAAGGGCCCUAAUCGAGAACUUAUACUCCCCUCUGGUUCAAAACACAUAGAUGUUUUUCUGUGCUGACAAGACAAACAGCUUUGACUGUACAGCAGAUUACGAAGAGACUAUUCCCAGGGUGAAAAUGGAUUUGUCUGUCACUACGACUGCAUCCAUUUCUCCACCACUCGUGCUUCAUUAUGCGUUUGCUGCCCAUUAAGAUGGAGCUGUCCUAUGGUAAAUGCAGCUGUGCCCUGCAGGAUGCAAUAGCCCACCCAGAGACAGUAAAUAUCCACUGACAUUAACCAGACUAAGUAGCCACUUCCUGUCUGAUGUGUGCCAGUGGCGGCUGCUGCGUCUUGCCCUGGCUGUCAUUUCCUGGUAGACAGAGCAGAUCCUCUAGAGCUGGCUGUGAGGAGCUUCCAGGCCCCAGCAUAUCGGAAAAUCUGGUUUUCCUGCAUCGCAAGAGCUUAUGAAUUAAAAAUGACUCCUUCCCUUUUGUUUGUGUGCAUCCCUCCUGGUGUUUGAGGUGUUUAUGUUUCUGCUGAGUCAUGGUGGUCUAGUUCCAGCUGAUGGAAGAAUGCUAUGGUGGCAAAACCCCAGAGUGAGUGGAAGUGACUCAGAUCUUUAUUUGGCUCAUAGCAGGAGAAGUUUUUGUUGAGUUUCUGAAAUAUUUGUGGUGAAUUAAAUAACAGCUGUGGUCAGCAGAUCUACUGUAUGUGCAGCCUCAAUGGAUCAAUAAAGCACCUGUUGAUCAGCUGGUUAUUAAAGAUGUGUGCUAAAUCUA